AUGCACAAAAUUCCACUUUCCAUUAAAAUAAUAAGAUGGCAAAUCAAUAAUAAUUAAGAUAAAAGUUACUAUUCAAAAUUUAAAAAAUAUUAUAGGUGUAUGAAUAAAUCUGAUUUUGGAAUAGUUGGUUCGUCAUCUCCAUAAAAAUUUAAUAGACUAAAUUAAUCACAAUAAUUAAUCCCUCAGGAAUGCCUAACUAAUUGCAAAUAGGGUUUUAAUUCUUCUCCAAGAAAGGAAAAAUAUAAAAAAUAAAUUAAAAAUAUUCACUAUCUAAAAGUAACAUAUUCUCCUUAAAGUCUAAUUGUAGGAUAACGAAAGAAAAAAACCUGUAUGGUGCAACAUAUAUGAGUAUAAAAUGAAUGCAACUGAAUUAGAAAUGUCUAAAAAAGGAAGUAAAAAAUUUAAGAAACAAAGGAAUUUGUAGAAUUUGUAUGAUGGAAGAGGAAACCUCAAGAUUUAUCUAUCCUUGUAAAUGUAAGGGGUCAUCUUAAUUUGUACACGAAGAAUGCUUUAAAAGUUGGAUUUUAACAAAAAAUAUUGUUGAAAAAGUUCUUAAAAAGGAUGUAACCAUGAUUAUAUUUUAAUGAAAAGAUUAGUUGCGAAGUUUGCUCUUAGAAAAUUAAUAUGAAGCUAAUAAUUUAGGAUAAAGUUUAAUUUUCUAUUUUUAAAGAUAUUCCAAAGCACUAAAAGGUUUGCUGGUUAAUCAUAUUCUUUUUGAUUUUACUCUAAAUAACUGGAGCCUCGAUAUUGGCGGUUCUAGUUGGUUUUCACAAUUUUGGAGUUGUAGCUGUAAUAACAUUAUUAGCAGGAUUUUCAGUUGCUUUAUUUUUUUAUUUAAUUGCUUAGGUUAUCAGUAGCCUUUCUGUAGAAAUUAUUGAUCAAUGGAUUUUCUCGAAUUAUAGAGGAGAUAAAGGCCCUAUCAUGGUUGAUAUGUAAUCAUAAGAUCCAUAGUCUUAAUAAUAAUUACACUGUAGUCCAAAAAGUCCAAAACAGAGGAGAAAAUCAUGUGUACCUCAAUUUGGAGGACUACAAGUUAUUCAAUUUGAAUAAUACCCCUCUGAAAUUUGA
This is a messenger RNA of Paramecium octaurelia, 1068 nucleotides long. NCBI's taxonomy places the organism in Eukaryota, Ciliophora, Oligohymenophorea, Peniculida, Parameciidae. The record is from the annotation of a GenBank genome assembly.